Dracunculus medinensis (Guinea worm) is the source of this 2388-nucleotide messenger RNA. The record is from the annotation of a GenBank genome assembly. NCBI's taxonomy places the organism in Eukaryota, Metazoa, Nematoda, Chromadorea, Rhabditida, Dracunculidae.
AUGGUUCGAGUUAUUAUAAAAGGUGGAGUUUGGCGCAAUACUGAGGAUGAAAUCCUCAAAGCGGCUGUCAUGAAAUAUGGCAAGAACCAGUGGAGUCGUAUUGCUUCGCUGUUACAUCGAAAAUCUGCUAAGCAAUGCAAAGCUCGCUGGUAUGAGUGGUUAGAUCCCGGUAUAAAGAAAACUGAGUGGUCGCGGACAGAAGAUGAAAAAUUACUGCAUCUCGCAAAACUCAUGCCAACACAGUGGCGUACGAUUGCACCUAUUGUCGGACGAACUGCAGCGCAAUGUUUAGAACGUUAUGAGCAUUUGCUGAAUGAGGCUCAGAGAAAGGCUGAGCAGUCAACAGAAACUGAUGAUAUUACCGAAGCGAAAAAAUUGAAGCCGGGUGAAAUUGAUCCCACUCCCGAAACUAAGCCAGCACGACCUGAUCCAAUAGAUAUGGAUGAAGAUGAGUUAGAAAUGCUUUCAGAAGCUCGUGCUAGACUUGCAAACACACAAGGCAAAAAGGCUAAACGCAAAGCGCGAGAAAAACAAUUAUCGGAAGCUCGGCGCCUUGCUUCACUUCAGAAACGGCGCGAAUUGCGUGCAGCUGGUAUUUUAACAGGAGCACAUAAAUUCCAUAGGAAAAAUCCAACGCAUAUUGAUUACAGCUCCGAAAUUCCGUUCGAAAAACCGGUUCCAGUCGGAUUUUAUGACCCAGCUGAAGAUAAGUUUGAAAAAGACAAGUCAUUUAAAAAACAAACGCGUGCUGAAAUUGAAGGAAACCGACGAGAUGAUAUCGAAAAUGAAGAAAGAAAAAAAGAUAGAGAAAAGCUGAAAAGGCGAAGGGCAGAAGGGGAUCCGGAAUCUAUUUUUGAAAGGAAAAACGAAAAAAAACGUUCGAAAUUAAUUUUGCCUCAGCCGCAAAUCACUGAUAAAGAGAUGGAGGAAAUUGUAAAAAUUGGACGAGCGAGUGAUACUGUGCGCGAUUUUUCGGAUGAUAACCCAACCAGUAUGUUACUUCAUGAUUAUCAAGCAUCAUUCAGAGAAUCAGCGGCAACUCGUGUAAUAAGGACUCCUUCUGUACAUGCUGAUGCUCUUCAGAAGGAAGCCGAGAAUUUAAUAGCACUGCAGAAUGCUCAAACUCCACUAAAAGGUGGAAUAAAUACUCCACUACAUGAUCUUAAUUUACAAUCUGCUCUUCCGCAAAGUCGUCAAAUUUCUACACCGAACAUAGUUUUAUCCGCCGUAAUGGAUACUCCCCGCUCCUCAUUUGAAGGAACUCCAACUGAAUUGCAAGCGUCAGCAACUCCAUUCAGAGACCAACUAUGCAUCAAUAAUCCUAUGAAGCAUUAUGAAACACGCAGCAGUGAGCUAAAAAGAGCGCUUAGUUCGUUACCUGCUCCACGAAAUGAUUACGAAAUCAUGAUGCCGGAGGAAGAGCUUGAGUUGUCACAAGAAGAAAUAAGUGAUUGGAUAGAAGAUGCUAGUGAUGUUGAUGCCCUAAGUGAAAUGGAAAAUGAAUCGCGGCGAACUCAAGCGCUGCAAAGGGAAUCUAAAGUAUUGCAGCGUAAUUUACCGAAACCUACAAAAAUUAAUGAGCAAAGCUUUAAACCAAUCGUUGGAAAGACUGAUUAUAAUAAGGCUGAUGAUUUAAUAAAAGCUGAAAUGUUGAAUAUCUUGGAACACGAUGUCAAUGGUAAAACCAUUGAUGAUUUCAAUUUAACGAGCCUUUCUGCAGCGGCUUCUGUAAUUGAUAAUGAGAUAAAGGCUGAGGAAAAAGUGGUACUGGAUGCAAAUCUGUGGAGUGUAAUUGACCAGUGUUCUUCUGAGUUAAUUCUCACUCAAAAUAAGUUUACCCGACUUGGUGUGUUACCCAAAAAAGAUCAGAUAGAUGCACUUUGCGCCAAAUUUAAUUUAUACCGUGAUUGGAUGAAUAUAAGAGCAAAGAAGACAGCGAAAAUGGAAAAGCGACUGAAAAUCCGUUUAGCUGGCUAUCAGAGUAUUGCGCAAAAUCUGUUAAAGAAAAUCGAGGAAGCUCAAUCCGAAAUAGAAGCGUGCAGUCGUGAAAAAGCCACAUUCGAAUUACUUGAAAUGCACGAAAAUAUUUCAAUACAUAAACGUCUUAGUAAACUCGUGGAUGAAGUUAGGUCACAAGUCCAAAAUAGGUCCGGAAGUUGUCAGCGAAGCGAACUGUUGAGGAAUCUGGAAGGUUUGAAGGGGUAUGGAGGAUUAAGUAUCAAGGGAGUGAGGGAAAAGACAUUUGGCAUGGACAAAGUUUCAAAGGAGAUCCGUGAAACAGAAUUACAGAAACGCUAUUCGAAUCUUUUAAAUGAAAAGUAUAAUCUUGAACAGUUAUUGAUUCGAAGUGAUGCAACAAUCAUGGCCCAACCAGUGAUAUACAAAUGA